UGGGUCACUCUGACCAAUCUUCGGGCAGAGCCUAGGAUCUACCUAUGAACCAAAACACUACCACGUGUACAGUGUAUAACCUGACGAAAACCCACAGAGGGCGGAGUUGAACAAAGCAAGUGGCCAUCCAACCAACAUACGAACUGACGGUAGCAACGCUUAGUGUUGUUGGCAUUUUCGGGCCAAUAGCUGAAGGCAUUGCCAGGCUUCUUUUUGUUUUACUUCCGUAAAUAGGAUAAAUCAGCUGUAUUAAAACAAAUUGAGAGUUUUCGAGUGGUUUGUAGAUUCGCCAAAGGGAAAUUAGGUAACAUCACCCACUAUGCCUUUUUUGGGUCAAGACUGGCGAUCCCCCGGAUGGAGUUGGAUUAAAACAGAAGACGGCUGGAAACGAUUUGAAUUAUUUCGUUACGAGUUGGAGAAUAACCUGCACAAUAAGGUGGUUGGUAACGAAGAUUUCAAGAAUGAAAACUUUGAUCUCUUGAAUGCCGAAGAUUAUGAAGUUCUUGUCAAAAAGAAGAAAGACCACUUGAACAACAACACAAAGUCACAGUUUAACACUAUCAUAGACUUGAAGUUAUAUGUGCGUAAAUUAAAUCUGGCUUUUAGCUUGGGCAACACACCCACACUUCUAAAUACCUAUAAAAUAUCAAGUAUUUUCAACCCUCCACUAUAUGGUGUUUUAAGUACUUUUUACAAGUUGUGUGAAAUUGAUUUAAGGUCAAUGUUGAACUCCCAUGUUCCUCCUAAAACAAUGAAAGCUAACAUUUCUAAGAAUGAGUUGGCUUUCAUAUCCCUCCUUAAUGAAUGCAACAUAAGAGUUAUGAUGCCAGAUAAGGGAGGGGGCCUUAUUUUCGUGGAUGAAUACCUGUAUGAUAGAAAGAUGCUUGAACACUUACAAUCUGACACAUAUUUGAAGUCUAGCCUUAAUGAGCUGUUGCAGUUGAUAGCCAAAACACGGCUGACAUCAUUAAGUGGAGCUGCACAGAAGAACUACUUCAACAUUCUUGAAAAGAUUUUCAGAAAAGUGCUUGAAGAUAAUCAUAACCCUCGGCUUAUUAAAGAACUUCUUCAUGACCUUGGCUCUACUCUGUGCAUUCUUAUUAGAGAAGUUGGCAGGUCUGUGCUUGUGGGUAAUAUAAAUAUUUGGGUUUGUCGCUUAGAAGCUGUCCGUGACUGGCAGCAUCAACUCAGCAAUCUUCAGAUCAAAAAGCAUGUGGAUUACAGUGUCACGUUGAAUGACCUCCCUCUGUACAUGCAGAGUAACAUAUUGUACAGAUUUUCAGAUGGCUGGGAUGUUGUCAAUUUGGGCCAGGUGACUCCAACAUUGCACAAAUUAAGCGAGGACAGGCAGUUGUGGAAAAAACUAUGCCAAUAUCACUUUUCAGAAAAGCAGUUUUGCAGACACCUGAUCCUUUCUGAGAAAAGCCAUAUUGAUUGGAAAUUGAUGUACUUCACACUCCUGAAGUGGUAUCCCAAGAAAGAACAGUAUGGUGAUACUUUGCAGUACUGUCGGCAUUGUAGCAUAUUGUUUUGGAAGGAUACGGGACAUCCAUGCACCGCUGAUGAUCCUGACAGUUGCUUCAUGCCAGUUUCACCUCAGAAUUUCAUUGACCUUUUCCAGUUCUAGGCAAGAGGUUCAAUAUUCCAAGCACUUUUUUGCUCAGUUGGAGACGGCACAUUACUUUCUAUUUAAUUUCAUCUAGAAUGUAGCAUUUUUCACAUGCGGUACACUAGUGCAUAACUGUAAUUUUUUUUCAAAGAAAGUGGACUUUAUAAAGUGCAUAAUAAAAUGUAAGCAUCAUAAAUAUAUAACAAGGCAACAUAGUUUAGUAAAGAGGUAUUUUUGUAAAUGACUAAAACUAAACUUGCAUUCCUUUAGAGCUAAUCUUUGGGAAAGGUCACUUUAACUCAAUUCAAUGGAGCUCAGGAAGUUUGCACUGUCACUUCCAAUGGGCGGAGCCUAAGCUUUUUGACAGAAUCAAAUUGGC
Protopterus annectens (West African lungfish) is the source of this 1988-nucleotide messenger RNA. RefSeq names its product F-box protein 25 (gene FBXO25). The transcript has 9 exons. Gene Ontology annotation, cellular component: nucleus; cytoplasm; SCF ubiquitin ligase complex. Bases 320 to 1627 code for a protein of 435 amino acids. Gene Ontology annotation, biological process: protein ubiquitination. NCBI's taxonomy places the organism in Eukaryota, Metazoa, Chordata, Ceratodontiformes, Protopteridae. The record is from RefSeq and is a predicted model, not a curated record. Gene Ontology annotation, molecular function: protein binding.